AUGGUGGAGAGACGGAGUCCUCUGGUUCUAUCAUCCACCAGAGCUACACUCCGUUCAGUGCUAAAUUCGUUGCAACCCGUCGCUACCGGCGGCGAACGAGCUUUGACUAACGACGGGGGCAGCUCCGAUUUGAUACGGAGGAGCGUUAAGUUAUCGGCGGGGAUUCUCCGGUGCCAUAGUGACGGAGAAAAUGUUUCCGAUGUAAAAUUAGAUUCUUUAGAUGACUCUGCAUUGAUUGGACUCUCGACUCAAUUGCUCAAGAGACUAUCUAUCAACUCUGGCUCUUUGGUUGUUAUCAACAACAUCGAGAUAGGGAUUCAACGAAUAGCGCAAGUUGUUGUACUUGAUCCUCCGAAGGCGACGCCGGAAGAUGCAUUUGUUACUGGCGUGCCGAUUUCGGAUGCUCAUCGUACGAUGAUUGUGUUUCCCACUUAUGAUUUGACUCAACAAGAACACUCUCUCUUGUUAGAUCAAGAGGUUGCUUAUUUGUCUCCAAUGUUAGCUUUUAAUCUUAGCUUGCACAUUUCUUGCCUGAAAUCCCUUGUCUAUCGAGGGAACGAGGUUUUGGAGAAGUAUUUUGAAGCUAAGUUUGGUGAGGAGUUAAAUGGAAAACUUACGACAGAUGCGUCAAAGAUUGGUUUGGAUUUGGAACCUGUGUCCGAAGUUCCAGGAUAUGCAUCACAUCUGAGAGUUUCUUUUGUUAAAAUCCCAGAGUGUGGUGCUAUUCAGUCCUUGAAAAUCAAUUCGUCAAUUGAAGCUGAAGAGCGACAACGGUUGAUAGAUUCUGCAUUGCAUAAGUAUUUUGGAAUUGAUAGACAGCUUUCAAGAGGCGAUGUUUUUCGGAUUUACAUUGACUGGAACUGUGGUUCAAGCAUUUGUAUUCCAUGUAGUCAAAGGUUAUGCUCCAAAAGCGAGAACUUUAUAUAUUUCAAGGUCAUCGCGAUGGAACCUUCUAAUCAGAGGUUUCUUCGAGUCAAUCACUCCCAAACCGCUCUUGUACUUGGAGGAACUGUUUCUUCUGGUCUUCCACCCGAUUUACUCGUAUCUAGAUCAAAGGUUCCUAUGCCUUUGCAGGAAGACACAGUAAAUAUUUUGGCGUCGGUGCUUUCCCCACCUCUCUGCCCAUCAGCACUCUCCUCAAAACUCAGGGUUGCUGUUUUACUGCAUGGUCUUCCAGGGUGCGGAAAGAGAACUGUUGUUAACUAUGUUGCUAGGAGGUUGGGCCUGCAUGUAGUUGAAUAUAGCUGCCACAGUUUAUUAGCAUCAUCUGAAAGGAAAACAUCUACUGCUUUGGCCCACACUUUUAAUAUGGCAAGAAGGUAUUCGCCAACGAUACUUCUGCUCCGCCAUUUUGAUGUUUUUAAAAAUCUGGGCUCUCAGGAUGGUUCACUAGGUGAACGAGUUGGCGUGUCCUCUGAGAUUGCCUCGGUUAUUAGGGAACUCACUGAGCCAGUUUCUAAUGGUGAAUACACUUCCAUGGAUGAAAAUUCGAAUGGCAAUUUUUCUGUAGAUGAAUUUGGGAAGUUUAGAGGACACCAAGUGUUGUUAAUCGCAUCUGCUGAAAGCACCGAGGGUCUCUCUCCAACAAUCAGGCGUUGCUUUAGCCAUGAAAUACGUAUGGGUUCUUUGAAUGACGAACAGAGAUCUGAGAUGCUGACUCAGUCCCUCCAAGGUGUUUCUCAACUCUUUAAUACCAGCUCAGAUGAAUUUUUGAAAGGAUUGGUGGGACAGACUUCUGGUUUCUUCCCUCGGGACUUGCGUGCUCUUGUAGCUGAUACUGGUGCUAACUUAUUCAUCAGUAAAGAGUCCGAGACCGAGAAGAUUAACUCUCCGUCGGAUGAUCUACAUGGAGUUGAUGUCGACCAAGCAAACCAAUUCCAUAACAGCAGUGAGACAUUAACAGCUAAGGAAGACUUUACUAAAGCAUUGGACAGAUCAAAGAAGAGAAAUGCAUCAGCCCUUGGUGCUCCUAAGGUUCCUAAUGUGAAAUGGGAUGAUGUUGGUGGGCUUGAGGAUGUGAAGACAUCGAUAUUGGACACAGUUCAAUUACCUCUCCUGCAUAAAGAUUUAUUUUCUUCUGGAUUACGUAAACGUUCUGGUGUGCUUCUCUAUGGCCCUCCAGGAACAGGGAAAACUUUACUGGCAAAAGCUGUGGCGACAGAGUGCUCCUUAAAUUUCCUCAGUGUAAAAGGUCCAGAAUUAAUCAACAUGUAUAUUGGAGAGUCGGAGAAAAAUGUUCGAGAUAUAUUCGAAAAGGCGAGGUCAGCGCGGCCUUGUGUGAUCUUCUUUGAUGAGCUUGAUUCUCUUGCUCCAGCUCGAGGUGCUUCUGGUGAUUCUGGAGGAGUUAUGGACCGAGUGGUCUCUCAGAUGCUUGCAGAGAUUGAUGGACUCAGUGAUUCUUCCCAAGAUCUGUUUAUUAUAGGAGCAAGCAACAGACCUGACUUGAUUGAUCCAGCUCUUCUACGACCUGGCAGAUUCGACAAACUUCUAUACGUUGGAGUCAACUCUGAUGCGUCUUAUAGAGAAAGGGUCCUUAAAGCACUUACUCGGAAAUUUAAGCUGAGUGAAGAUGUAUCGCUUUAUUUAGUAGCAAAGAAGUGUCCUUCUACAUUCACUGGCGCUGAUAUGUACGCAUUGUGUGCUGAUGCUUGGUUUCAGGCAGCUAAGCGAAAGGUCUUGAAUUCAGAUUCAGGGGAUUCUCCUCCAGAAGAUGAUCCGGAUUCAGUCGUUGUAGAGUAUGUGGACUUUAUAAAGGCAAUGGAUCAGCUCUCGCCAUCACUUUCCAUAACAGAGCUUAAGAAGUAUGAGGCGCUUCGAGACCAAUUCCAAGGCCGAUCCACCUAA
Messenger RNA from Arabis nemorensis, 2844 nucleotides. The record is from the annotation of a GenBank genome assembly. NCBI's taxonomy places the organism in Eukaryota, Viridiplantae, Streptophyta, Magnoliopsida, Brassicales, Brassicaceae.